AUGGAGCUGGGGAACAUCUCGCAGCCUGUGUACGGCCCCGGCCCCGAGGCGCCGGGGAGCAGCAUGCCGGGCCUGGUGGGGAUGGCGCAUGGCUUCCUGCGGCUGGGGGGAUACCGGGAACUGAUCACAGAGUUUCAGCAGCCCCAGAGCCAGGACACAGUCAGGGAGCAAGUUCAGGAGCUGCUGCUCUACGAACUGGGUUUCCUGGUCUGCGUGGCCAUUGGGCUGCUCUUCAUCAUCCUCGUGCCUCUGGUGGGAUUCUGCUUCUGCUGCUGCCGCUGCUGUGGGAACUGUGGGGGCCGCAUGUACCAGAAGCAGCGUCGGCGCAUGGGCUGCAAGCGCCGGGUGCUCUGGACCUCUGUCCUGCUGGUCUCUGGUCUCCUCCUGGCUGGUGACAUCUGCGCCUUCGUCAGCAACACUCGUUUCUCCCAGGCUGUGUGUGGCACCUUCCCCAACGUCAAUGACACCCUGGACAACCUCCGCACCUACCUGGCUUCCAUCCCCCAGCAAAUCAAUUUUAUCAUCGACAGCAGCGACGUCCCGCUGGGCCACGCCAACCGCAGUGUCCAGGAAAUUGGGCCCAACCUGGGUGGCAUGAUCGUCUCGGGCAUCAGGAGCAGCACGGAUGGGGCUCUGGGAUCCCUCCAGAGCCUCUUGCAAGGGAUGGAGACGCUGGCGGACGCCUUCAGCAACAUCACCGGCACUCACUCGCAUCUCAAGGAGCUGCAGAGCAACUACAGCCAGCGGCUGGGCUCUUCCCCGCAGAUCCCCAGUGUGGAGCAGCAGCUGGAGGCGCUGGGUGAUGUGUUUGGCUCCAACAUAGCAGACAAUUUAGAGAAGGUUAACAGCACGCUGGACACGACUCCUGCCAAGGUGCAAGAGCAGUCCCAGGACGUGGUGACAGAGACCCAGGACCAGCUGGGCCUUGUCAGACAGCAGAUCAGGAGCUUGCAGGAGCAGUUGCCGCUCACGGAUGUGGAGGAGAAUGUCGGGUCCUUUGUGGGCAACGCCACGUCGGUGCUGGAGGAGUACAGGGAGCCGAUCAUCGCCUUGGAUGGGCUCAGGUGGAGCGUGUGUGUCCUCCUGUGCUGCAUGGUGCUGCUCGUGGUCCUCUGCAACAUCACUGGGCUGCUGCUGGGGCCCCUGGGGCUGAAGGAAAACGUGCUGCCCACGCAGCGCAGCAGCCUCUCCAAUGCCGGCGGGAACUUCUUCAUGGCAGGGGUUGGCUUCAGCUUCAUCUUCUCCUGGCUGCUGAUGCUGCUGGUGCUGAUCACCUUUGUGCUGGGGGGGAACAUCUACAUGCUCAUGUGUGAGUCCUGGCGCAGCCAGCAGCUCUUCCAGCUCCUGGACACCCCCGGCCUGAUCCCUGGCUUCAACCUGUCGGAGCUGCUGGGCCAGGAGGGUGGCACAGCAAAUUUCUCAGAGAUGUACAGGCAGUGCCAGCAAGAUGCUGCCCUGUGGCAGACGCUGCACCUGGACCAGAGCGUGUCCCUGGACGAGCUCUUGAACAUCAGCCAGUACACAGGAGAGAUCUCCACGGCCUUCGAGAAGAUGAGCAUCACUCUGAGCCCCAUCUUGCUGCUCAACCAGAGCCAGAAAGACUUGCUGAAUGCCAGCCGGGCUUGGCAGCCCCCCGACUUCACCCCCACCCUGGAGCAGCUGGAUCGGAACGUGACCCAGGGAAGCCUCCUGGAUCUGGCUGCAGAGCUGGAGCAGCUGGCAGGCAAAGCGGGCGCCAGCGUGACAGAGGACCUGAAGGCUGAUGCUCGCAACCUGAGGGACCUGGACAAGGAGAUGCAGAUGAGCUUCUCUGGGCCGCUGCAAAGCCUGAAGAAGAACAUCCACUUGGUGCAGAGCAGGGCUGCCCAGCUGGAGGCACAGACAAAAGCUGCGGUGGAAAAAGCCAGCGAAACCCAGGAGUUCCUGGACAAGGAGAUGGCAAACAUCAUCAAGAACGAGACGUGGGCCUUCCUGGAGGAGCUGUUGGACUUCUUUGAGACCUACAUCUCCUGGGCUAAGAGCAGGCUGACGGGAGAUGUGGCACGUUGCAAGCCCAUAGCUCAGACCCUGGAUAACGUGGAGGUCAUCACCUGCGACUACAUCCUGGACUCUCUGAACACCUUCUGGUUCAGCCUGGGCUGGUGUACCAUCUUCCUGCUGCCCAGCAUCAUCCUGGCAGUCAGACUCGCCAAGUUUUACCGGCGCAUGAACAUUGCUGAUGUCUACAGGAAUGAAGCCUUGGAGAUGCCACCCGCAUUCAACUUGUACAAAAUCCCCCGUCCAUCCACGAGACAUUAG
This is a messenger RNA of Balearica regulorum gibbericeps (East African grey crowned-crane), 2298 nucleotides long. The record is from RefSeq and is a predicted model, not a curated record. Lineage: Eukaryota; Metazoa; Chordata; Aves; Gruiformes; Gruidae.